This is a messenger RNA of Caenorhabditis remanei, 1011 nucleotides long. RefSeq lists its product as uncharacterized. The record is from RefSeq and is a predicted model, not a curated record. Gene Ontology annotation, biological process: innate immune response. Lineage: Eukaryota; Metazoa; Nematoda; Chromadorea; Rhabditida; Rhabditidae. The coding region runs from base 1 to 1011 and encodes 336 amino acids. The transcript is spliced from 3 exons. Gene Ontology annotation, molecular function: protein binding.
AUGUCUCAACCGUCUCUACUCGAUAUGCCGGAGAAUGUGAUGCUGAAAAUCACAGAAGCAGUUGGAUUCCCUUCGAUUUUCACGCUUCGAAAAACCUGUCAUAACUACCGUAACUUCAUUGAUGACAAGACUCCUAACAGCAAUUUAACCGGUAUCUUCAUCCGUGUCAAUACCAAAAGGAUGUACUUGUAUUACGAAAUAUCUGGAGAGAGACUGAGACAACAGAUAGUUUACAACAAACACCCGGAUGGAUGUGUGGUCAAUCAUAAUGCUCAUGGAAUGUUUCUACGAAACGAAAAAUUUUUAUUAGUAUUCCUUAGAGAUUUCGAGCUGAUCAUCAAGCAUCAAAAGUCAGCACUUGAACAAUUUCAUUUCCAUUCUGGCGGUAUGGCAGACGAUGAAGAGUUGCAGCAAUAUAUUUCUUCAAUUUUCGCGAAAACCAUGAAUAUUCUGAAGUCCCGGCCACGCCCAUUGAAAGUUAAAGAAUUCAAAAUUGACGAUUGCGAGCAGGAGCAUGUUAUGUCAAUUCUACCGUUUCUUGAUGCAAAUCUCUUGAAGAAUAUCUCAAUGGAUUUUGAUUAUGUAGCUUUUGUAGUGGAUGAGACAGCUAUGAAGCUCAAUGAAAUUAUGUCGCUACCUCAAUGGAAAAAUGCCACAAAUCUGGAUAUGUCUUAUUUAUAUGUCACGGAGCCAUUCCAAGCAUUUUUCGGGUUCACAAGAGUUGUGAUAUGCAAGCAAACAGUGUCUGGAAACGACUUGCUUUCUGUCAAAGAGAAAUUCCUGUCGCCCAAUAACCAAACCGAGGAGUUCAGUAUCUUCUACCUUACCUUCGUCGAUGGUCAAAUAUUGGGAGAUAGCAUCACAGAUAACUGUGGGGACCAACACUGGUACUAUCGAACCGAAAAGAAUGAACAAAUACUGAAGAUUUCCAACAUUAUCUGGACUAAGACGGUUACUGUAUCAUUUGUUGAGAGAUCGGAUGUUCCGGAGAAUGCGUUGGUGCUGGCUUAG